Messenger RNA from Cebus imitator (Panamanian white-faced capuchin), 531 nucleotides. It is a transcript of the gene HSCB, whose product is annotated as HscB mitochondrial iron-sulfur cluster cochaperone. The record is from RefSeq and is a predicted model, not a curated record. Lineage: Eukaryota; Metazoa; Chordata; Mammalia; Primates; Cebidae. Gene Ontology annotation, biological process: [2Fe-2S] cluster assembly. Gene Ontology annotation, cellular component: mitochondrion. The transcript has 3 exons. Gene Ontology annotation, molecular function: protein-folding chaperone binding; ATPase activator activity. Bases 85 to 516 code for a protein of 143 amino acids.
CAGCCAAUCAGCAGCAUUAGUCUGGUUGGCCGCUCUCUCUGCUUUUCCCCACGAGUGACCGCCGCUACAUAGGCCGCCGGCCAGAUGUGGCGGCGGAGAGUUGGGGCUUUGCUCCGGCUGUGGGGGUUUUGGCCGACAGGGGUUCCCGGAAGGAGACCGCUAAGCUGCGAUGCUGCGUCGCAGGCGGGAAGCAAUUCUCCCCGCUGUUGGAAUUGCGGCAGCCCAGGGGGCCCUGGGCGGGAGAACGGGUUCUUCUGCCCACAAUGCCGAGCGCUGCAGGCACCUGACCCCACUCGAGACUACUUCAGCCUCAUGGACUGCAACUGUUCCUUCAGAGUUGAUACUGUGAAGCUCCAGCACAGGUACCAGCAACUGCAGCGUCUUGUCCACCCAGAUUUCUUCAGCCAGAGGUCUCAGACUGAAAAAGACUUCUCGGAGAAGCAUUCAACCCUGGUGAACGAUGCCUAUAAGACCCUGCUGGCCCCCCUGAGCAGAGGACUGUACCUUGUAAGGUGAUUUCCCAACCCUUCU